AUGCCCACCUCAUUUGAUAACGAAAUCAACCAUACUUCAAGCGCAACAUCACAGCCCAACAAAACGGGACAGAAAGGCUCUGCUGCUGGAGUGCAGAUUCCCACCAAGAACGGCAGAAAUGGGACGGCGAGAGAUGGUAGCGGCGGUGCUGGAGGAGUUAUGGCUGCCGUGACAAGGAGUAAUGCAGCGAAAUCUUCUAAGAACAAAUCCUCCGCGAUGACCUCCCAGACCCCAAUACCAGAGACGCAGCCAGUCAUUUCUAUACAAAAUGAAAGUUCCGUGACAUCUCCUAUGUUAGACGCGCUAUCAUCGACUUCUCAAGAUUCUUCUGUCACGCAUAACACAAAUGAAUGGGCCAAAAAUAUUCCAGCAUUUUCCAGCUCUCCGAACAAUUUAAUGAGUCUUGGUGAAUCGCCUCCUACACUACCAUCUUCCUACGAAGACAAGAUUACGAACUACGGCUAUUCUGCGAAAGAACAAAGGGGAUCUCCCAAUAAUCAUGUUCUCUCGCCUUCUUCGCCAAUAAAUACAAUAAGCCGUAGGAGACCGCUGAGCUAUCACCUAGAUGGAAGCCUUCCAUAUAGUCCUGAAGAAUAUCAUUCCACUCUAGCUUAUGCAGCUCGACGUACCUCGACAUAUUCACAGCAAUCACAAGCGCCACGAUAUAAUCCUUAUCCGCCACUGCCACAUCAAUCUCAAGCCCACUUUCAUGGAGUACCUGAUGCGAAUCUUAUGUUAUCGCCAAGAACUCCGGGUCUAGUCCCUGGUGACAAGGGCUUUUAUUGUGGAUUUGAUAGUUUGCCGGUUCAAGACAUAAACAAAUCCCCAAGCAGUGUCAUCGUUACCGGAUAUGAGGGUGGCUUAAGUAUUCACAGUGUCACCAAGAGAGGUCUAAAUAGAAUCCAUGUUUUAGAGGGUUUGAGAGGUGCGGUUUACAACACCAAGAUCCUUCCGUGGACCGCUCCGUCGGAACAUUCCUUCCAAUACCCUUUGAUCGCUGUCGUUGUUCACGGCCCCAUUCGAACAAUCAGUGAUAGGCCCAGUGCCGAAUAUGCUAUGCCUUCUGGAAGCGCGCCAGUGCCAAUUAAUGAAGGCAGUCGAAGUUCCCCAAGGCAACCUACCCGCUCUAUCGAUGGAGAUAACAAUGAUGACUUGAUAGAAUAUUAUCAAACGACAGUUGAAGUAUAUUCCUUAUGUACAAGGAAACAUAUUGCUACCUUGCUAUCUACUCCGAAAACACACUUACCAAUACCUCCAUCAAGCCCUUUGUUUACACCACCAGCCCCUGUUGGCUCUCUCACAAUUCGAGCGGAUAGGGGUAAUGUUGUCGUAGCCUCGGGUGUAAGUGGCGAAACCUGGGUUUUCCGACAGCGGGACAACAGUGUGUCAAAAAUCGAGUUUAAGUGCAUUGGGAAAGUAUGGACGACUGUUCAACAUGGUCUUUCUGUGGAUCCAGCGGUAUUCAACAGCCUUGCUGAAGGUGGACGUCAAUCUGAAACCGGCACACGAUCUCAAUACAAAGCCUCGAUAUUAUCUUUGAAUGGACGUUGGCUGGCCUAUUGUCCCUCGGCAGCAACGUCCCAGAUAUCGCUCCGUGCUACUGUCCCAGGAACUGUUACCACCGGACGCAUGCCUGGUUUGAAUUCGCAAGCUCCACCUCAUCUUCCUGUGGUAAAUUGUCUAGUGGAUACUCCCGGUGGGGAAGGGAUGUUGAAGCAAGUUCUUCAAGCUGCAACACAAGGAAUAGUUGAGAUUUCGGGAUAUGUUGGAAAGCAAGGUGCUCAGUAUUGGAACAAUUACUGGAACAAACCCACGUCACCUCCGCAAAUGAAUGGUGCGAACGCGUAUUCACCUCCACAUAACGUUUCUCCCCAGUUUCCACCUACACAUGGUCUUAAUAGCCAGACAAACACCACAAGCAAGGAUCCUGGACUGAUAUCAAUUCUAGACCUAGAUUCGCUGUCACAACAGACCUCUGGAUCUUCGAUUCACCCUCUGGCUACUUUCUCCGUACCUCAUGGAUGUAGUUUUCUGUCACUUGCGCCGAGCGGUCUCGCUUUGUUUACGGCAAGUAGUAAAGGUGAUGUCCAGUUUGUCUGGGAUCUCAUGCGGCUGCACUACUCAAGGUCAUCUCUUCUUAAGGGGGCCUCUCAAAACGGAGGUGUACAUGGAUCACAUGUUCGACCGAUUGCACAAUUCUCGCGCAUGACUAUUGCAAGGAUUGUGGAUGUCGUAUGGACUGCGCCACAUGGUGAGCGGGCUGCGAUGGUUACUGAGCCUGGAACGGUUCAUAUCCUCGACCUCCCAGCUAGCGCCUUUAUCUGGCCACCACCACGUCGACGAGUUCACUCGGGGAGUUCUGAUCAGGCGAAUCCGGAUGUUAACAAUGCUGCUCGAUCUGCUGUUGGUGUGGCUUCAAGUGCUGUGUCGUCGUUGUGGACCGUAGCUCGACCUCUAGUGGGCUCUCGCAGGCGUCGAAGUAGUGUUGGUAUUCCGGGUAUCACUGCUGCAAGUGUGAAAUCGCAAGCCGGCCAGGGAACACAGGCAUUAGCCGCUGGAAUUAGUCGGUCUGUGGGCGCUGCAACUGGGAAGAUGAACGAAAUGCGAAAAUCAGGAGGUACAAAAUUGCACUUACCUAAGAGCAGAACCAUUCCCAACCCAAACUGCGUCAGGUUUUACAAUGGGAAGCAUGGCGAUUCGAUUGUCGCAAUCGGUGGGGGCAUCGUCCGAAUCUAUACAGUGAAAAACAGAAGAGCAGAUCGUCCAGUAGAUAAACAAAAAGCAUCCAGGGGUGCCAAAUACGUCGAGUACCUACUACCAUCUCUGCCUGACUUUAAAAUCGCGCCAGGGCCAAUAUUCGAGGAUGUUCUUGAAACAUUGGCCACCGACACAGGAGAUAAUUGGAAAGCGAGACAGGUAUCACCUCCAGUAGUAUCACGCCGCUCUGGAGCUGAAAGUUCGAUUCCUCAAGCAGAGAUUGAAUCGAACGCGCCAUAUCAGCCAUUUCAUACCGACCGCCGCGUUAACCUACAUGUCUAUAUCCACGAAAAGGCUACGCCAUCAUCAUCCUCCACAUUUACAGCCAGUUCAUCUAACGAUAUUGUGACUGAAGCAUCAAAAAGCCCGUGGGCUUUUGGUGGCCCUAUAAGAAGUGUGAGAUUAGACGUUGGCCCACCUCAACUUACAGAGGAUGAUUACGAAACUUCAUCUUACCAUCGGGCUCUUCCGUCCUCUGCCAUCGAGCGAGUAAUGAGAAUUGCAGACAGCAGUCAUGAGGAUAUGGAGCAGAUCGUGGUCACCACGAGACGUCGUAAAGGUGCUAGUCCUACCGGUGUCUUAAGCCCAGGUACUGAAGACGAGGAAGGCUUCUUUGAAGACGACUGCGAAGUCCUGGAUUUUGCUAGCCAGCGAGUUUGA
Molecule: messenger RNA, 3417 nt
Organism: Sclerotinia borealis F-4128
Lineage: Eukaryota; Fungi; Ascomycota; Leotiomycetes; Helotiales; Sclerotiniaceae
Source: the annotation of a GenBank genome assembly